AUGUCUGAAUCAACUGAAUCCUCUGAAUCCUUUGAGUCCAACUCUGGCUCAUCUGAAUCACCCGAAUCACCUGGAUCGCCCGAAAUACCAAAAGCAGAGAUAGUCGACGGGGUCAAAACAUUCAUUCCUCUUGAGAACAAUCCCGAGAUCCUCUCUCAUCUCUGCAAGAACCUCGGCAUUUCACGCAAACUCACCUUCCACGAUAUCCUCUCCACAUCCCCGGAUCUCCUUUCCUUAAUCCCCCGUCCCGUCCACGCAAUCAUACUUCUGGUACACGCGCCAAUCUACCACGCAACACGCUCUUCAGUCGAAUCCACACUCCCAGAAUACCAUGGAUUCGGUGAAUCCGAACGAGUAAUCUGGAUAAAACAAACAAUCGGACAUGCAUGUGGACUCAUGGCCCUACUGCAUUGUGUGUUCAAUCUGAAGGAUGGUCGAUAUGUUAUUCCAGGAUCUACACUAGACACUUUCCGAGACAAAGUCAUCGACCUGGAACCUGUUGAACGAGCCAAAUUGCUUUACGAUUCUACAUUCCUCGAAGAAGCACAUAUGGAAGCUGCCGCCCAGGGAUCCUCUGCUGCGCCCUCUCCUCACGAUGAUAAUCAUCAUCAUUUUAUCGGGUUCGUACAGAAAGAUGGAGAGGUGUGGGAGUUGAAUGGAGGUAUGAAUGGCCCUCUUCGACGGGGUUUCCUACCAGAGGACUCUGAUCUACUGAGUGAGCGAGGAUUGGCCUUGACCGUGAAUGACUUUCUUGAUGAAGCAGCGAAAGGUGGAUAUGGCGAGAUGAGCAUCGUGGCAAUUACAAUAUCUACCUAA
Messenger RNA from Penicillium malachiteum, 816 nucleotides. Its product is annotated as ubiquitin carboxyl-terminal hydrolase. The transcript has 2 exons. Lineage: Eukaryota; Fungi; Ascomycota; Eurotiomycetes; Eurotiales; Aspergillaceae. The record is from RefSeq and is a predicted model, not a curated record. Gene Ontology annotation, molecular function: cysteine-type deubiquitinase activity. Gene Ontology annotation, cellular component: cytoplasm. Bases 1 to 816 code for a protein of 271 amino acids. Gene Ontology annotation, biological process: ubiquitin-dependent protein catabolic process; protein deubiquitination.